Molecule: messenger RNA, 1258 nt
Organism: Raphanus sativus (radish)
Lineage: Eukaryota; Viridiplantae; Streptophyta; Magnoliopsida; Brassicales; Brassicaceae
Product: equilibrative nucleotide transporter 7-like
Exons: 4
Coding region: 318-1121 (267 amino acids)
Biological process (GO): nucleoside transmembrane transport
Cellular component (GO): plasma membrane
Molecular function (GO): nucleoside transmembrane transporter activity
Source: RefSeq, a predicted model, not a curated record
CACUUGAUUUUAAAAUCUAUUUUAAAAUCAAUGAACCAAUAACAGUAGAUUUGAAUAUGAAUUUUAAAAUCACAGAACCAAUAACAGUAGAUUUGGUUUGGAUUUUCAAAUCCACUAAAAUACAUAAACCAAUAACAAUGUUUACGGUUAUUUUGUGAUAAAAACAUUUUUAAAACUAUCGUUUGGUAUUUCUCUUAACAAUUAUAUUGUGAUAGGUGGACUUGGUUAGCAAAGGAAAGGGUGGAUUAUUCCCCUUCCUCCUUUUGUGCUUUAUAGCCGCAACUUUUGGGGUUGCGAACGCGCUCGUGGAAGGUGCCAUGAUGGGGGAUCUUUCCUGCAUAAGCGGUGAUUUGAUUCAGCCGUUUGCAGCGGGUCUUGGUGUAGCAGGAGCGAUAACUUCUGGUUUGAGCCUCUUUACCAAAGCGGUCUUUCAAAAUUCUCGGGAUGGCCUAAGGAAAGGCGCAAUAUUAUUCUUGGCGAUAUCUUCAUUGAUUGAGUUACUCUGUGUAGUCAUAUACGCGUUAAUGUUCCCGAAGCUCUCCAUUGUGCAAAAUUAUCAGGCACACUCCGUAUCAAACGAGCUGGAAAACGCUCAAGAAUCAGGAGUCCUGCCAGCUGGCAAUUUAGAGCUGGCCCAUGAGAACAUUUACAAAUUGAUCAGCUUGUUCUUGACGUAUGCAUUGACACUGUCCAUAUUUCCAGGAUUCCUGUAUGAAAACACGGGAAAGCAUGAGCUAAAUUCUUGGUACCCUCUUGUCCUCAUUACAUGCUUCAAUGUAUGUGAUGCUCUCUCGAGAUACACUACCCUGAUCAAGCCACUUAAGAUGGAAUCAGGGACAUGGAUAACAAUUUGUGCGCUUGCUCGUAUUUUGCUCGUGCCUGCAUUCUAUUUCACGGCUAAGUAUGCUGAUCAGGGUUGGAUGAUCUUCCUAACAUCAUUUCUUGGAAUAACCAAUGGUUAUCUAACCGUAUGCACUCUCACUGGUCCAUCCAAGAAAAUCUAUAAUGCAUCAGAAUCCAGUUCUUUGGGGAACAUGCUUGUAGCUUCAAUGCUAUGCGGGAUUUUUGCAGGAGCUUGUCUUUCCUGGCUUUGGCUUAUUGGCAGCAAAAUCUCGUUUUAAUAUCAUGUUUUAUUUCAGUCAAUUCUCAAAAGCAUUGUUGAUGAUAAUUGGCUAAAAUAUCUGAAGUUUUGCUAUACUAAAUACAAAGUAAAAACGCUGUUUUAUUAUAUAAAUCUUAGUUUUUCAAAGUUUUUAAU